Molecule: messenger RNA, 3080 nt
Organism: Eriocheir sinensis (Chinese mitten crab)
Lineage: Eukaryota; Metazoa; Arthropoda; Malacostraca; Decapoda; Varunidae
Product: glycine receptor subunit alphaZ1-like
Exons: 9
Coding region: 5-1543 (512 amino acids)
Biological process (GO): signal transduction; chloride transmembrane transport; nervous system process
Cellular component (GO): membrane; synapse; neuron projection
Molecular function (GO): transmembrane signaling receptor activity; extracellular ligand-gated monoatomic ion channel activity; neurotransmitter receptor activity
Source: RefSeq, a predicted model, not a curated record
GAAGAUGAAGAAGAUGAGUAAAAGGAGAAAAAAUGCCAGUGGGAGUAGUGGCAGUAGUAGUAGUAGAAGGGGAGCGGGCCCGGUGACGCUUCCACCACCACUACCACAACUACUGCACUCACUACUACCGCCACUGCUGCCACACUUGCUACUGCUGCUGCUACUGCUCACAACGCCGCUGCAGGCAAGUGCGUCGGGCGAGGAUGAGUCCCUCCUGGAGAUCACAGACAUCCUUCCCGAGGACACCAAGAGUUACGACAAGAUGCGCCCGCCACAGUCUCAAGGUAACCCCACGGUGGUCUACUUUCACGUGACGGUCAUGAGCCUGGACUCCAUCGACGAAAGUUCCAUGACCUACGCCGCCGACAUCUUCUUCGCCCAGAGCUGGAAGGACCAUCGGCUUCGCUUCCCGCAGAACAUGACCGGGGAGUACAGGCUGCUUCCCGUCUCCUGGCUCAAGGACAUCUGGCGCCCCGACGCUUUCUUCAAGAACGCCAAGUCUGUCACCUUCCAGACCAUGACCAUCCCCAACCACUACCUCUGGCUCAACCUUGAUUCCACGAUUCUGUAUAUGGUGAAGUUGACCCUCUUGCUGUCCUGCGCCAUGAACUUCCAGACCUACCCUCACGACAGCCAGCAGUGCGCCAUGAAGAUAGAGAGCCUCUCGCACACCACCGACGACCUGAUCUUCGUGUGGGAUCCGCUGGUGCCGCUGGUGGUGGACGACACGAUAGAGUUGCCGCAGCUCGACCUUGUCUCCAACAGCACCGGCGAUUGCACGCAGGUAUACUCCACAGGUAACUUCACGUGUCUGGAGGUGGUGUUCACGUUCAAGCGUCGGCUGGGCUACUACCUCUUCCAUACGUACAUCCCCACCUGCCUCAUCGUCAUUAUGUCCUGGAUCAGCUUCUGGAUCAAGCCCGAAGCCGUGCCUGCCCGCGUGACCCUCGGAGUAACCUCGCUGCUCACGCUGUCCACCCAACACGCCAACUCCCAGAAGUCACUCCCGCCGGUUUCGUAUAUCAAGGCCAUAGACUUGUUCAUGUCCUCCUGCACCGUGUUCGUGUUCCUGUCGCUGAUGGAGUACGCCAUGGUCAACAUCAUCCUCGGCGACAUGGUGGACCACAAACCCCCCGACGAGACCUUCAUCAGACGGGUCACCAGGAAGCUCACGGUGAAGAGACCCAGGACACCCAGCGCUCGGAGGCGGAACGGCGGAGACGGGAUGCUGGAGGAGGCUGAGAACGGAUGCUUCGGGGACUCAGACGGGGACCCACGCAUCAUCCAGGCCGCCCCCACGCCCCGCCCGCACGCCCACAACCAGCCCCUGCCACACCACGCUCCCCCGCCACCCACGCCGAGAGGACUGCCCCCGCCCAACGCAAAAUUCGGCUCCUCCUCCAACAUUUCGUGCUAUGUGGCCAACGAGAUGAGGAAGUCGAGAGAGAAGGCGAUAUUGGUGGACAGGUUUUCCCGGGUUGUGUUUCCGAUCAGUUUCACCAUCUUGAAUGUUCUGUACUGGGCUGUGUACUUUGAGUGGUGAAUGCUGGGGGUAAGGGGAGAAGGUACGGGGGUGUAUUUGUGAUGGAGGUGUAGGGGUGGGGAGAUGUAUGGGUGUGUGGGUGUGGGUGUGUGGGUGUGGUUUUACUUUCCCUGGUGUUGGGUUUUAUUAAUGUUAUCAGUUGUUUCGCUAUGACUGAAUUUAGUGUUUUCGUUCCCAGUUUUUUAUUCCUUUUCUUUUCCUUCUCGUUGUUGCUUUUCUUCUACAUUUUUUUUUUUUUUUUGGUGAGUUUUUUCUCGCGAUAUAUGAUGAUGAUAUUCUCUUUUGGGAUGACAUUUUGGCGUAUGAGAAAUCAGUGUUUGUUUUCUUUUUAUUCUUCUCAAACGAGGUAUUACACGCUACUCUGCUUUAUACGUUAGUGAACUUGUAGACUGAGAGCACCGCAUCGAACUCCCUGCUAAUGAGUUCAGAAAAAAAAACUUACUAAACAUGUGUGCGUGUGUGUGAAUGAAUAAAUACGGAAAAAUUAAAGUGGAAAACAAUCAAAACCAGACGCUCAUGGGGACAAAACAGUACUAGGGAAACCAGGAAAACAUUUGAAAUUAAUACUAAGUGAUGUGGAGAGAGAGAAAGAAAAAGAUUUGGGUAUGAAUAGUGAAGUGUAUGUAAAGUGAGAAAUAUAUAUACCUUGUUUUACUCCAUUACGAGAUGAGGAGAGUAAAUAAAAUGAGCUGUUUGGAGUUGAAAAAAUAGAUUAUUGUGUGCAUACUGAAGUGUUUGUAAAGGAAAAAUAACAUACCAUUUUCAACUUCACAGAAAAAACUUAGUAAUGAUAAUAGCAAGUGUACAUAUAACGACAGAACAACAGUGACACGAGUAAAAAUGAAUAGAAAAAGACUUAGUUAGAAAUUAUUUAUGUGAAUGAGGUCAAGUUUCAUACAGACUAAAACAUUUACAUCUCGUUUUUUGAUCCCACGAAAAGUAAUAUAAAAACACUAAACGCUCGUGUGAAAACUGAACAAUAGCGAAAUAAAAAAGAAAUACCAAGUCGAAAGAGGAAAUGAAUAUAGAUGUGCGUGUGAGAGUUGACGUGUUGGAGGAGAGGGACACGACACGCCGAAGAAUGGAACAAGCAAAAAUAACACUUCAACCGCGUCAGGAAGUUUGGUGAUAGAAAAGGAAACUAGAGAAAGAGGAAAAUAGAAAGAGGAAAACAGAAAACUAAAGAAAAAGGAAAACAUAAAGAGGAAAACAGACUAGAGAAAAAGGAAAAUAAAAAGAGAAACUGAAGAAAAAGGAAAAGAGAAAGGAGAAAAGAUAGUAAGAGGAAAACAGAAAACUGGAGAAAAAGGAAGAGAGAAAGGAGAGAAAAUAAAAAGAGGAAAACAGGAAACUCGAGAAAAAGGAAGAAAGGAAAUAUAAUAGAAAGAAGACAGUAGAUAACCAAAGAAAAGGGAAAAUAGAAAAUAGAAAGAGGAAAACAGAAAACUAGAGAAAAAGGGAAGAGAGAAAGGAGAGAAAAUAGGAUGAGGAAAAGAGAUAACUGGAGAAAAAGGAAAGUAGAAAAUAAAAAUAAAAA